AUGAGUGGCACAUCGCCUCACGCUACGAAACAGGCGGACUUUUCUGUGGACGAAUAUAGACCCAUAAAGGUCAUCUGUAUCGGCGCAGGGGUCGCCGGCAUCGUUGCAGGCAUCCGCUUUCGGCAACGUAUCUCCAAUCUGGACUUAACUAUCUAUGAGAAAGAGGAUGGCAUAGGUGGUACCUGGCACGCCAGUAGAUACCCAGGCAUUUCUUGCGAUAUCCCAUCCCACGCAUACCAGCUCUCGUUUGAGUCGAACACGCAAUGGUCGUCUUUCUACGCUCCCGGCGCCGAGAUCAAGGCUUACCUUGAGCGCGUCGUAGAGAAGCAUAAGCUCAUGCCGUACAUCCACCUCAAUCACAACAUGAUCUCCGCCAAAUGGGACGAAGAUACCGCGAAGUGGAGUGUGACGAUUCGGCGUCCCAACGGUCAAGAGUUUGUGGAUACUUGCGACGUUCUCUUCCUCGGCGUCGGCGCGCUCAGUCGCUGGAAGUGGCCGGACAUGGCGGGUUUAAAGAGUUUUGGCGGUACUCGCGUGCACAGCGCGCGUUGGGACGUGUCGGAAGAGGUCAUGGAGGACUGGAAGGACAAGAAUGUUGCAGUCGUUGGCAAUGGCUCUACAGGCAUUCAGAUUGUCACCGCGCUACAACCGCGGGUCAAGACUCUUACUCACUUCAUCCGCGACAAGACAUGGCUCCCACCACCCUGCUCGCUGGAAGUCCUACUGAAGCUUGUAGAGCGAGGACCCGAGAGUACUGACUUCACUUUUGAUGCCGACUUGAGGAAGAGACUUGCGGAUGAUCCUGAGUUCUACCGACACUUCAGACACGAGAUUGAAGCCUCCACGCAUACAUAUACUCCCAUCUCAUUCAAGUACUCGCCCGAGCAGGCGUACGUCAGAGCCCUGGUACAACAGGAGAUGACGCGCAAGGUCGCUAAGAAGCCCGAGCUGGUGCCGAAGCUCAUACCCGACUUUGCCAUCGGAUGCCGGAGAUUAACUCCAGGACCCGGCUAUCUGGAGGCGUUGUGCGAAGAUAAUGCGACGCUCGAGACUGCCCAUAUUGCGCGGGUCACUGAGACCGGCCUUGAACUGACUGACGGCCGACACAUUCCUCUCGACGUUCUCGUUUGUGCGACGGGCUAUGAUACAACCUGGCGCUAUCCCUUCCCCAUCACAGGCCGCAACGGGAAGCUGCUCACUGAACGCUGGGCUGACCAUGCCGAAGCCUAUCUCGCUAUUGCUGUUGACGGUUUCCCCAAUCUGUGGCUCGCGUUUGGACCCAACUCUGCGCUGAACUCGGGUAGCGAAGUUGCAGCCAUUGAGAAACAGGUUGAGUAUGCUGUGGCCGGUGUCGCGAAGAUGCAGCGGGAGCGGUUGCGAACCAUGGAGGUGAAGGUACAGGCGUUGCGCGACUUCAACACCUACGCGCAGGAGUACUUCAAGAAGACUGUCUACCACGAGAAGUGCAGUACAUGGUAUCGUAACUCUGCAAGCGGCGUUGUAACUGGACCUUGGCCGGGCAGCUGUCUCCAUCUCGUCCGCACUCUAUCUCAUCCUCGCUGGGAGGACUUCGAGUAUACGCAGCUGGUUGAAGAUGAGGCCAAAGCCAGGUUCUACUGGCUCGGGGAUGGUCUCACAUACGCCGAGAAAACUCUGCAGGGCGAUCGUGCUUGGUACCUCAACGAGGUGGAUCAUCCUCCCAUUCCAUCUGAUUGA
Peniophora sp. CBMAI 1063 is the source of this 1716-nucleotide messenger RNA. Lineage: Eukaryota; Fungi; Basidiomycota; Agaricomycetes; Russulales; Peniophoraceae. The record is from the annotation of a GenBank genome assembly.